Molecule: messenger RNA, 1549 nt
Organism: Branchiostoma belcheri (Belcher's lancelet)
Lineage: Eukaryota; Metazoa; Chordata; Leptocardii; Amphioxiformes; Branchiostomatidae
Product: fibroblast growth factor receptor 1-like
Exons: 13
Coding region: 160-1359 (399 amino acids)
Biological process (GO): protein phosphorylation; multicellular organism development; cell surface receptor protein tyrosine kinase signaling pathway
Cellular component (GO): signaling receptor complex
Molecular function (GO): ATP binding; protein binding; transmembrane receptor protein tyrosine kinase activity
Source: RefSeq, a predicted model, not a curated record
CCUGUUGCUGCUAUCGUUGGCGGCAGUGUGUCUGCUCUACUGGUGGUUAUUCUUGUAACAGUGGGGAUAGUUUGUUACAGGAAAAGGAAAUCCGAAGACGACCAGGACCCUACAGGUCCUCAGAUAGAACUGAAGAUAAUCACAGAAGACGAAACACCCAUGAAGAAAUCUGCUGAGAAUCCUACAGCAUUGGUUGAGGACACUUCACCGUAUGAAACGACUAUUUACAGCAUCGCAGACCUUGUUACUGUUGACGACGUAGUGGAAUUCCUGAAGGCCAGGGGAUUUGGCAAGUAUGCUGCAGCAUUCAGGCGGCACGAAGUAGACGGGGAAGGAGCCAUGUCACUGACCAGUGAUAUGCUCGCUGAGCUCGUUCCAGAGAUCGGACCGAGGGCAAAAUUACAAAAGGCCCUUCAAGAGCUGAAGGACAAUCAGGAGUCCACCGAGAGCAGCAAGCCUCUCCACCCUGACUGGGAAAUCCACCGUUCUAGCUUGAAGCUGGGUAAAAUCCUGGGGAAGGGGCAGUUUGGAGAGGUCCGUAUGGGGGAGCUGAGGAAGAGAGGCGUCACCCAGACCGUGGCAGUCAAGACACUGAAAGCAUCUGCAGAGGAAAAGGACAAAGAGGACCUCAUUGGAGAGCUGGACAUUCUGGUCACCGUCGGUCGUCAUGUGAAUAUCAUUAGUCUGGUUGGUGCUUGUACGGUGGGAGGCCCGCUGACACUUGUUGUUGAGUUCGCACUCAAUGGAUGUCUGAAGGACUGGCUGAGAAACAACCGCCCUAAGGAGCUUAACAAGACAGACGACAAAGACAUUGCCACUUCCGGGAUUCUGUUGCCGAUGGAACAACUGAUCACGUUUGGUAUAGACAUAGCAAAUGGGAUGAGUCACCUGGCUUCCAUGCAGUGUGUCCAUCGUGACCUUGCCGCCAGGAACGUUCUCCUUGGAAAGGACCUGACGGCCAAGAUCUCAGACUUUGGUCUGUCGCGGGAUAUCUACGAGGAGUCUGAGUACGUCAAGACCACGAAGAGCCAGCUACCCAUCCGAUGGAUUGCAUACGAGUCCCUGUUCUACCACGUGUACACCACCCAAAGCGAUGUAUGGUCCUUUGGUAUCCUUUUGUGGGAGAUCAUGACAAUGGGUAAACAACCGUACGGCCGGAUGACAGGCAAAGAGCUUAUGGAGCUUCUCCCAAGUGGCUACAGGCUGGAGAAACCCGAUUUUUGUCCCCAAGAUGUUUACGAAGAGAUGAAGAGCUGCUGGGAAACUCUUCCUGAGAACAGGCCAACUUUCCCGGAGCUGAAGGCAACACUGGAUCGGAUCAUUCAAGAUCACAAGACAUAUGCCUCAUUGCUGAAUUAGGAAACUACAAGGGAAGAGAGCGAAAGAGGAGAAGCUUUUUGCCAAGAAGGAAACAUUAUAUAUUCUUAUUUUGUAGAUAACGUAGGACCAGAAUACAAGGCUUGUUUGUUGAUUGUAACCAGGAAUAUGAAGUAUACGGAAUUUAGUUUCACUGAACUAAAUCGUACAUUGUGUACCGAAGAUAUUAAUA